Messenger RNA from Petromyzon marinus (sea lamprey), 586 nucleotides. Its product is annotated as inactive carboxypeptidase-like protein X2. Gene Ontology annotation, molecular function: metallocarboxypeptidase activity. Gene Ontology annotation, biological process: protein processing; peptide metabolic process. The record is from RefSeq and is a predicted model, not a curated record. NCBI's taxonomy places the organism in Eukaryota, Metazoa, Chordata, Hyperoartia, Petromyzontiformes, Petromyzontidae.
AACGACUUCAGCUACCUGCACACCAACACGCUAGAGGCAUGAACGACUUCAGCUACCUGCACACCAACACAUUCGAGGUUACCAUCGAGCUGGGCUGCGACAAGUUCCCCCAUGCCAGCCUCCUGCACGUGGAGUGGGCACUCAACCGUGAGGCCCUCCUGCUCUACAUGGAACAGACUCACCGCGGUCUGAGUGGCUUUGUGCGCGAUGAGGAGGGAGUCGCCAUCGCUGAGGCGGUGAUUCGCGUGGACGACAUCAACCAUGACGUGCGCACAGCGGCUGACGGGGACUACUGGCGCCUGCUGAACCCGGGCGAGUACCAGGUCACGGCACUGGCGCUCGGCUUCCACUCGGCUAGCCGGCCGUGCCGUGUCGGCUUCCGCGUGGGCGCGACUCGCUGCGACUUCACCCUGCAGCGCAACGCACGCAGCACCGGCCGCCUGCAGGCCCUGCUGAGGAGUCUGGGCAAGGGCGGAGGCGGUGGAGGCGGUGGGAACGGCGGCGGGAACGGCGCGGUGUUGGCGGCUGCGAUGCGGAGACACAGACAGAGGCAAUACCGCAAGCGCUACCUCAUGCAGCUGUGAGU